Messenger RNA from Aegilops tauschii subsp. strangulata, 967 nucleotides. RefSeq lists its product as uncharacterized. NCBI's taxonomy places the organism in Eukaryota, Viridiplantae, Streptophyta, Magnoliopsida, Poales, Poaceae. The record is from RefSeq and is a predicted model, not a curated record.
UGACCAACGGAACGAAACGGGGGAAGAAAAACAGUACACGAGCACGAUGGCCACAGCACGAGCGCUCCGUCUCUUCGCCUCGAGCUCGCCAGCGACCCGGCGCAGCCUGCUAGGCGCGCACGGCCGCGCGCUGUCCGCGUCGUCUCAAGCCAGCGGCGCGGGCGAUCCCGCCGUGCACUCUGGCGACCCGCCGAGCGACGACUACGCCGAGGGGCCCCCGAAGUUCUCCGGCGCGGAGGAAGCCACCUCGGGCGGCCACGACAAGCACCCGUCAUCGGCGAAGGCGACGCGUCCGACGGAGGCGUCCGCGAAGGAGCGGGUCCCGCCGUUCACCCCCUCGGGGAAGCUCGGGUCGCAGGAGCUGGCGGACCCGGCGGCAGGGUCCACGUUCACGCAGAGGCGCCGGUGGUCCUCCAAGCCCGCCGGCAGCGACCCGCUCGGCGACGCGACGCCCGGGGACGAGGAGGCGGCGGCGAGGAAGGUGCGGGAGGAGGACCGGGAGUACUACCGGAUGCACAAGCCGUCGCCGCUGGCCGAGGUGGAGUUCGCGGAUACGAGGAAGCCGGUGACGCGCGCCACGGACGGCGGCGCCGAGGACCGGCUCGAGCAGGACGUGCCGGGGACCAUGGUGGAGGACACCGCGGACGCGUCGCUGGCCCGGGCCGAGGCCAUGUUCCGCGAGGCGGCUUCGCGCGGCAACCCCGCGUGGCCGCACUCCCGCGCGCUCGCCGCCAUGCUGGCCCGGCAAGGCGGAGAGGGGGCCGAUGGCGCCGGCGGCGCCGCGCCCUGGGGAAGCUAAGCUGGUUCGUGUCUGGCUCGCGUGACCGUGGCGCGCGCGCGCGGCACUGACGCUCCUGUAAGGAUAGGAGUGGAGUGUAGAAUAUAGGUCGCUACAAUCGUGUAAAAUAGAAGCAGUACCACUGAAUAAAGUUUGCCAGAGAAUGUAAAUAUGCUGGCUUGAUGUUAA